Molecule: messenger RNA, 3177 nt
Organism: Oncorhynchus kisutch (coho salmon)
Lineage: Eukaryota; Metazoa; Chordata; Actinopteri; Salmoniformes; Salmonidae
Product: ATP-binding cassette sub-family D member 3
Exons: 21
Coding region: 396-2462 (688 amino acids)
Biological process (GO): long-chain fatty acid import into peroxisome; fatty acid beta-oxidation; peroxisome organization
Cellular component (GO): peroxisome; peroxisomal membrane
Molecular function (GO): ATP binding; ABC-type transporter activity; long-chain fatty acid transmembrane transporter activity
Source: RefSeq, a predicted model, not a curated record
AAUAAGGAGGUUGCUGUAGCAUUCUAUAGAUGAUCGUGUUCAUACGAAAUUGGAAUUGUCUUCAUUAGUGUGUAGUAUUUUCUCUAAGAGUCCUUACUACUUUUAAUUUGAAGGAUUUGCUUCCGGUUUUCUCCUGCCAAAUGUCGCUGAGUUUGAAAUGAAAACAGAAGUGAAAAUGCAAUGUUGAUACACAUAGCUAGCAUGAUUUACUGAAGAUAAAGGACAUGCUGACUUUUUUGUCCUUGGCUAAAACAGUUUAUUCAUACGAUGUGUGCAUUGCAUUUGUCUGAUAUACUGAAAUGUUGCACCAUAUAGCUCAUUAUGCUAGCACGCCAGCCAGGUAGCUACCCCAGCAUGCAUCUCGUUACUUCUUUGGUCGGUCGACAGAUGAAAACAUGGCGGCGAUCAGUAAAUACUUUACAGCUAAGAACUGCACUGUAGCAGGCGCCACAAUCGUUGCCUUGUAUCUUCUCAAGAGGAAAAGACAUGCUGACAAGAUAAAUGGGGUGAAAAGAUCAUCAGAACUACAGUUGAGCAAAGAUGAGGCCAAGAAGGAAAGGACGGUGGUGGACAAGGUGUUCUUUGCACGUAUCCUGAAGAUAGUGAAGAUCAUGGUUCCUGGAGUGUUCUGCAAAGAGUCAGGAUACUGUCUCCUCAUCGCUGCCAUGCUGGUGGCCAGAACCUACUGUGAUGUGUGGAUGAUCCAGAAUGGCACCAUGAUCGAGAGUGCAAUUAUUGGUCGUUCAACAAAAGAUUUCAAGAGACUCUUGUUCAACUUUAUAAAAGUCAUGCCAUUUAUCUCGCUGGUUAACAACUUCCUCAAGCUGGGUUUGAAUGAACUGAAGCUCUGUUGCCGGGUUCGACUCACCAAGCACCUCUAUGAUGAGUACCUACAAGGUUACACGUACUAUAAGAUUGGUAACCUGGACAACCGCAUCGGUAACCCCGACCAGCUGUUGACCCAGGACGUUGAGAGGUUCUGUAACAGUGUAGUGGACCUCUACUCCAACAUCAGCAAGCCUCUAUUGGACAUUGGUCUGUACAUCUUCAAGUUGACCUCGGCCAUCGGGCCACAGGGUCCUGCCUGUAUGAUAGGCUACCUGGUGUUCUCUGGGCUCAUCCUGACACGUCUGCGGCGGCCCAUCGGCAAGAUGACGGUGAUGGAGCAGAGAUAUGAGGGAGAGUACCGAUUCGUCAACUCACGCCUAAUCACCAACAGUGAAGAAAUUGCCUUCUACAAUGGAAACCUGAGGGAGAAACAGACCAUUCACUCUACCUUCCAGAAACUGGUGGAUCAUUUGCACAAUUUCAUUGUCUUCCGCUUUUCAACUGGUUUCGUGGACAGCAUCAUUGCAAAGUAUAUUGCCACUGUUGUGGGGUACCUGGUGGUGAGCAGGCCGUUCCUGAACCACACCCACCCACGCCACCUACGCAGUACCCACGCUGAGCUGCUAGAGGUGAGGAGAGACAGAGUGUGUGUGUCUGUGUUUUGUAUGGUUGAGAUCCUAACUUCCCUGUGUCUCCUCUCCCUCGUUCUCAUUCAGGACUAUUACCAGAGUGGGCGUAUGUUGCUGAGCAUGUCUCAGGCCCUGGGCAGAAUCGUCCUGGCUGGCAGAGAGAUGAGCAGGCUCUCUGGGUUCACAGCUCGCAUCACCGAGAUCAUGAAAGUCCUGAAAGAGCUGAACUCUGGGAAAUACGAGAGGACCAUGGUCUCUCAACAGGGAGGAAGAGAUGGUGAAUUACAAGAUAGAAUCACCUUGGUCCCAGGAAGUGGUGAAAUCAUCCACAAAGACAAGAUUAUUAAGUUUGAGCAUACACCCCUUGCAACGCCCAAUGGGGACAUUCUUAUCAAAGACCUCAGCUUUGAGGUGACGUCAGGGACAAACGUCUUGGUGUGUGGCCCCAACGGCUGUGGGAAGAGCUCACUCUUCAGAGUCCUGGGAGAGCUCUGGCCUCUGUUUGGUGGCCGUCUCACCAAACCUGAGCGAGGGAAACUCUUCUAUGUUCCCCAGAGGCCAUACAUGACCCUGGGCUCUCUGAGGGAUCAGGUGAUCUACCCAGAUACAGUGGAGGACCAGAGGAGGAAGGGGACCUUUGAUAAGGUGCUGAAGGAGUACCUGGACCAUGUCCAGCUUGGUCACAUCCUGGAGCGGGAGGGCAGCUGGGACACGGUCCAGGACUGGAUGGACGUCCUCAGUGGAGGAGAGAAACAGAGGAUGGCUAUGGCCCGUCUGUUCUACCACAAGCCCCAGUUUGCCAUUCUGGAUGAGUGCACCAGUGCUGUGAGUGUAGAUGUGGAGGACUUCAUCUACAGCCACUGUAGGACGGUGGGCAUCACGUUGUUCACAGUUUCUCACAGGAAGUCUUUGUGGAAGCACCAUGAGUACUACCUGCACAUGGACGGAAGGGGAAACUAUGAGUUCAAAGCCAUCACCCAGGAAACAAUUGCGUUUGGAUCAUAAUGACCUCACCACAGCUAAUUAUUGCUCACAUAGAAGGUCCUAAGUAAUUCUGCACUACAUGAAGCAUAGGGAACAGAGAAGUCAAGUCCUAACAUAUUAAAAUGUUAUGCAACGGUAUGAAGACUGGGAGCUCAAUGUCAAGAGAGAAAUAGCUAAACCUAUAUUAGAUUAAAGGUAGAGUCCACAAUAUGACAUCAUACAGAGCAGGGUACACUUCCUGCUUGCAGAAAUAAACAAAACAAUUGAAUUCUGCCAAGACUGACCGUAUUGGCUCUUCCUGAGGGCAGAUUGAAUUCUGCCAAGACUGACCGUAUUGGCUCUUCCUGAGGGCAGAUUGAAUUCUGCCAAGACUGACCGUAUUGGCUCUUCCUGAGGGCAGAUUGAAUUCUGCCAAGACUGACCGUAUUGGCUCUUCCUGAGGGCAGAUUGAAUUCUGCCAAGACUGACCGUAUUGGCUCUUCCUGAGGGCAGAUUGAAUUCUGUUUAGAACUGGAAGCCGCCCCGCUGUGUAUGAUGAUGUCAUAUUGCAGAGUCUACCUUUAAGGACGUGCGUGUAGUUAGUUUUAAUUGUAUAUGACGCAAAUAAUGUACUAAGAAAAUUAGCCUUACCGAUUGUAUGUUUAAAUUUUAUUUCUGUUAAUAUUGCAUUGUUUUUCAUUAUUUAAAAUGGUCAGUUUUAAUGUCAAGUUUUGAAUUAAAUGUUUGUUUAGUGCUG